AGAAAUUCUGGUAUUAUUUUUUGUCAGAAGAGAGACACAACUAUAAACCUUGCUAAUAUAUUAAAUUCUAUGGGAAUUUCAGCAGUAGCUUAUGAUACUCGAUUUAAAAUUCGAACACGUCUUAAAAUUCAACAUUUAUGGAACUCUGGUGCAGUUAGUAUUAUUAUCGCAACUAAUAAUUUUGGUAUAGGAGUUUCCAAGCAAACAGUCAGAUUUACUGUACAUUGGUAUGCUCUUUCAAGUAUUGCAAAUUAUUAUCAAGAAUCAGGAAGAGCUGGACAUGAUGAUGUAUGCAUGCAGUAAUAUCUAAAUAUUUUGGAAAUCAAGUACCAAUUUGCAAAUAUCGCUGUAAUGUUUGUAAAAAUAAAGAAGCUGCUAAAGAAAGUCUACUACAAUUAAAU
Molecule: messenger RNA, 401 nt
Organism: Ceratosolen solmsi marchali
Lineage: Eukaryota; Metazoa; Arthropoda; Insecta; Hymenoptera; Agaonidae
Product: ATP-dependent DNA helicase Q5-like
Exons: 4
Coding region: 70-303 (77 amino acids)
Biological process (GO): double-strand break repair via homologous recombination
Cellular component (GO): chromosome; cytoplasm; nucleus
Molecular function (GO): four-way junction helicase activity; 3'-5' DNA helicase activity
Source: RefSeq, a predicted model, not a curated record